This is a messenger RNA of Nematolebias whitei (Rio pearlfish), 1579 nucleotides long. RefSeq names its product guanine nucleotide binding protein (G protein), beta 5b (gene gnb5b). The coding region runs from base 87 to 1274 and encodes 395 amino acids. The transcript has 13 exons. Lineage: Eukaryota; Metazoa; Chordata; Actinopteri; Cyprinodontiformes; Rivulidae. The record is from RefSeq and is a predicted model, not a curated record. Gene Ontology annotation, molecular function: protein binding; signaling receptor complex adaptor activity. Gene Ontology annotation, biological process: G protein-coupled receptor signaling pathway; G protein-coupled dopamine receptor signaling pathway. Gene Ontology annotation, cellular component: heterotrimeric G-protein complex; cytoplasm.
CUCCACAACUCCACGUCUCCUGGCGCAGACACCUGCAGUGAAACCAACAUACCCUCCUGUCAGCCAGUUGGUGAUUCCCUGCGGCCAUGUGUGACCAGACCUUCCUUGCGGCCACUUUUGGCCCAUGUGACAGCUGUGGGAAAGCCAGUCCUCUGAUGAACAUCUACAUUAAGAAUGAUCCCAUCAACUACUGCUCCUUCUGCAUGGAAAUGAUGGCCUGCCAGGGGCUGCAGAGCGGAGAGACGCUGACCUCCCUGAAGAAGGAGAGCGAGAGCCUGAAGAAGAAGCUCGAGGAGGAGCGGGGCAAGCUGGCGGACGUGGAGCUGCACCACGUAGCUGAGAAGGUUGAAGCAGUGGCGUCUCUCUCCAUAAAGACCAGGCGUGUGCUGAAGGGUCACGGGAACAAGGUGCUGUGUAUGGACUGGUGCAAAGACAAGCGUCGUCUGGUCAGCUCUUCUCAGGAUGGAAAAGUCAUCGUCUGGGAUGCUUUCACUCUCAAUAAGGAACAUGGGGUCACCCUGCCGUGCACGUGGGUCAUGGCGUGUGCGUACGCUCCCUCAGGUUGUGCUGUGGCAUGUGGCGGGCUGGAUAACAAGUGCUCCGUGGUCCCACUCUCGUUGGACAGAAACGAGAACUUGGCUGCAAAGAAGAAGUCUGUGGCCAUGCACACCAACUAUGUGUCAGGAUGCACCUUCACCAACUCAGACAUGCAGCUCUUGACCUCCAGCGGUGACGGCACGUGUGCCCUGUGGGACGUGGAGAGCGGGCAGCUUCUGCAGAGUUUCCACGGACACACAGCUGAUGUCCUGUCCCUGGACCUCGCCCCGUCUGAGACCGGGAACACGUUUGUCUCUGGGGGCUGUGAUAUGAAGGCCAACGUGUGGGACAUGCGCUCUGGGCAGAACAUUCAGUCUUUCGACAGUCACAUGUCCGAUAUCAACUGUGUGAAGUAUUACCCCAGUGGAGAUGCAUUUGCAUCGGCGUCAGACGACGCCACGUGCCGUUUCUACGACCUGCGAGCCGACCGUGAAGUGGCCGUCUAUCAGAAGGACAGCGUCAUAUUCGGGGCCUCCAGUGUGGACUUCUCUCUAAGCGGCCGCCUGCUGUUUGCUGGUUAUAAUGACUACACUAUCAACGUGUGGGACGUUUUGAAGGGAAAUCGGGUUUCCGUCCUCUUCGGUCAUGAGAACCGCAUCAGCAGAGUCCGGGUAUCCCCUGACGGCACGGCGUUCUGCUCGGCCUCCUGGGACAACACUUUACGGAUUUGGGCCUAAAUGUCGUUACUCCCUGCCUGAUCAAGCCUGCUUCAGUCUGACACCGAAGCUCAACUCGGCUCAUUCGUUAACUUUUGACCAAAAAAGCUGAACAAAAUUGGAUUCUAUAUUUUAUCAUUGUUAGUUUCUUGAUUUAUUGUAAUCAUGUAAGUGACAUUAUUUACAUAGUAAGUAUUAAAUACUCGUUACAAGACAAAAUCUGUAUUUUUGCUUACAAACCCUGUUGUAAACUUUAUUCCCCACGCACUUAUAGCUUUAAUGAGGCUCAGACGUCCAUUAAGACACAUUUAACUCACUGCUGGUUU